ACAGCCCCGAUAGUAUUGAACUCGAUCGUAGCCAUUUCAGUUUGGAUUUUGGGUUACUAGUAUUGAUUACAAGGAAAUUUUGAGCAUAGGAGAGGUCAUAAAAAAGUGAAUGUGUAAUUUAUGUUGUGUGUUUUAUGCACGCUAGUGACUUCAAUCUUAUCAAUUCUAAUGAAUUAAAUAAUUAGGAAAGUGUCGUCUGCAUUUUGCUUGACGAAAUGCUAUAGCGGCGCUGUUUGUAAAUAUUGAAAUAAUUCGAAUCUUUCAACAAAAGUCGGAAUAAAGUAAACUGAUUUAGGUAUUGAUAUGAUGGUAUAGGUUCGCGUGAUGUUCAUGAAAGUUGGCGAAUCUUGAUUCACACUUUGGAAUUACAGGUGUAGUGAUCGGAAUAAGAGAAAAUAUGGGGUGGAAAAAGUUUCUAUUGGAUUUCGCUGCAUUGUUGUACAUUUUAUAUGUGCCGGUGGUGAAUUGUGUAGAAGUGACGUUCGAUUACAAAUCGUUCAAAGAAGAUGAGACACAUGUGGUAUUCAAUGCCAGCUUGGGGGAGGGGUGGGUGUAUAAUGUUGCUGGUAUCACAGAUAUUGGAGACGUUUUCAUUAUGAAUUAUAACUCUGGAGUGCUGUAUAUUAGAAACAAUAAAGACUUUUGCAAUAACAUUCAUAGCAAUCCAUUAGAAAUCCAAAUCUUGGCAACAUAUCAUAUAAACUUGAAAGAACUUACUGCAUUGAACUCUACAAAAUUGGCUCUUGCAAUAAGUUUUCUAAAUUCACCAUGUGGAAAAUCAAUGCAGAGCAGCCCCCUGCAUAAUGUUCAAGAGAAGUAUUCAUUUGAAAUUGUGAUAUUCAGUAAAUUAUUUUACACAACUCAGUAUUUGUACUGCCUUAAUAAGGAUAACAGUAUCAUAGCAUUGAAAGAUUUUUUCCCAAGUGUUGUUAAACAGAAUAUAUGUGAUAUUCAAAUCCAAGACAGAUCAAAUAAAGAUUUAUAUACUUUAAAAACCAGUUCAUAUGAAAUAGUGUCAACACAAGAUCGAUGUCUCUAUAGACCUGAAAUGGUAAUACCCACACACUUAACAAUGUGUGGAAAGAACGUUUUACCCCUUUAUGCCAAGGUGAUUUUGCGCCCUUUUGGUUUCAAAAGUUACGAUUUUUUGGUAGUGACAACAAAUUCUCAUUCUUCAAGACUCAAGAGACAGACAAGGUCCUCAGAUCCACAGUUUGCAAGGUCUGAUUACAACACCUCUAUCAUGGAAAACCUUCCAGUUGGGACACCAGUCAUCACGAUCACAGCGACAGACCCUGACUCUGGGGAUGAUGGUAAGCUGACCUACAGUUUGACAGCUAUUCGUAAUACACAGAGUAUGGACAUGUUCGUAAUAAAUCCUAUUUCUGGACAAAUCACUACAAAACAGUUGCUUGACAGAGAGGCCAUCCCAGUCCAUAUGUUCUAUGUGACCGCUACUGACAACAGUGUUUUCAGAAAGUCUGCAGUUGCGACAUUAACAGUCACUGUCAAUGAUGAAAACGACAUCACACCUACUUUUGAUAAACAAACUUACACAGUCAACAAACCGGAGAACCUGCCUGUGAAUACUGUCAUCACUACUGUUCGUGCAAUGGAUGGUGACUUGGGUGAAAAUGCUGAUAUACGAUAUAGUAUCAUUUCUCCGCCAAGCUCAACUAUGUUCCGAAUUGAUCCUACAUCAGGAAGCAUUUCCACUCUGAAAGUCCUUGACAGAGAAUCACAGGCAAAUUACACUCUCAUUGUUCAGGCUGUGGACCAAGCAACAGUUGGGAGACAGCGAUCAUCAACUGCAACAAUCGAAAUCACCGUCAAUGAUGAAAAUGACAAUACUCCACAGUUUCUGCAGUCAUCCUACGCUAUUAAUGUUACAGAAAACCUGGAUGUUUCAAGCAAACCAGUUAUUUUACAAGUUUCUGCAACAGAUGCUGACGAAGGACUCAAUAAGAAUAUUAUCUACAGCAUCUCAUCUGGAAAUCCAAGCAACACAUUUAUCAUUGAUCCCACCACUGGCCAGUUGUCUGUUCAAAAGCCACUUGACUAUGAGACAAACACUGAUUUCAGGCUUCAAAUAAAGGCAUCUGAUCAGGGCCAAACUGCCAAAUCUAACAUCACCAAUGUGUGGAUACAGGUGCUGGAUUUGAAUGACAACGAUCCAUACUUCCAGAGCCCAGGAGCUGUGUACAGAGGCUCUGUGUUGGAGGGAACGCCUAUCGGUACAAGCGUACUGACUGUUAAAGCUUUAGAUAGCGAUUCUGGCGAAAAUGCCCGUCUGAUGUACUCAUUGGUUGAUGUUCAGCCUGAUUUUCCAUUCGCGAUGGAUAGUGUGAGUGGACAGAUUUCAAUCCGCGCUCCUGUGGACAGAGAAUUGAAGGCCAGUUACUCGUUCACAGUCGAAGUGAAAGAUAAUGGCAAACCGCCGAGGUCUGCAAGAGCGUCUGUAGAAAUAACAAUCAAUGACAUAAAUGAUAACAAUCCCAUUUUUUCACCCAAAACUUACAGCAUAGUUUUACCUGAGGAUACACCACAGUACAAGCAGAUUAUCCAAGUCACUGCUACAGAUGCAGAUGCUCAACAAUUUCCCACACUGACCUACCAAAUUCAAAGCGGAAACAAUGACCAGACUUUCAUGAUUAGCAGAGAGAAUGGUUGGAUCACGUUACAAAAGCUCCUGGAUUAUAAAACUCAAACCAGGUACAUCCUGACUAUACGAGCAUCAGAUGUUGACAAUAAAUUUGAUACAGCUGAGGUGUAUAUCAAUGUUUCAGAUAUCAACAAGCACACACCUUCGUUCUCGUAUGCUCCCUACACUCUGUCUAUUGAAGAGGAACUGCCUGUGGGGACAAGCAUCGGUCAAGUGACGGCCACAGAUGUAGACAUUGGUGAAAAUGGAAGGAUAUCCUUCACAAUUUUGAGUAACGUACGAGAGUUUGCUAUCGAUCCGAACAGUGGCGUUAUUACCACCAGGGAAAGUCUGGACCGUGAAUUGCAGGCUGCAUAUUCAUUCGAUGUCAAAGCAAGUGAUCACGGAAAUCCGCCAAAGAGUGAGGUUGCCAAUGUGAUUGUUGAAGUGAAGGAUGUAAAUGAUAAUCAGCCUGUCUUCAAUCCAGCCACUUACAAGGCUAAAGUCAGUGAAGGAGAUAUUGGAGGAGCGCUUGUUACCACAGUUACUGCGACUGAUAAAGACUGGAACAUCAACGCACAGAUUCGUUAUCAGUUUCAAGAUGGUAUAGAGGGAUCUGCAGACUUUGAAAUUGAUCCAGCAAAUGGUCAGAUCAGAAUAGCUAAAGGAAAAUUAGAUCGUGAAAGACGUAGCAAUUAUACACUGACAGUGAUAGCGGUUGAUGGAGGCUUUAGACCAUUGACUGGUUCAGCAGUUGUUGAAAUCGAGGUGGAAGACAUAAAUGACAACGCGCCAAUAUUCUCACAGGGAGAAAUCAAUGUCAUGGUUCCAGAAAACCAAAAGAUUGGAUCAACCAUUGCCGUGAUAUCAGCCGUUGACAAUGAUGUGGGUGCAAAUGCUCUAAUCCAGUACUCUUUAGAACCAGGCUUUGAUGCAGAAUAUUUUGUUCUCAAUCAAAAUAAACCUACAGAUCCAGCCAGUAUUAUUAACAAAAUUGAUCUGGAUUAUGAAGCAGAGAAAAAUGUGUACAGGUUUCGCCUGAAGGCCUCAUCCGGACCGCUAUUUGGGACUACGGUGGUUGUAGUGAAUGUACAGGAUGUCAAUGACAAUGCACCAGUGCUAAAAGAUUUCACAAUUAUUUUCAAUAACUAUGUCGAUCAUUUCCCUUCAGCGCCAAUUGGACGAAUUCCAGCGUUUGAUCCAGAUGUUUCUGACAAAACUAGGUUAAAUUAUGUGUUUACGAUGGGCAAUGAAGCAGGUUUCCUGAAGCUGAAUGAAUCUUCAGGGGAGAUAACACUAGAUUCGAGACUUAACUCUGAUGUUCCAAGGAACGGGACCAUACAAGUCAAAGUUUCAGAUAGUGUAAAUGAGGUGCGAGCCACAUGUCGACUUCAAGUCAGACUGGUUACUUUUGAAAUGCUUCAAAACAGUGUCACAAUCCGAAUCAACAACAUAACAAGUCGUGUGUUCCUAUCCCCCCUGUUUAACUUCUUUGUGGACGCGCUGGCUGCCAUCAUCAAUGUGGAAAAGAGCAACAUUUUUGUGAUCAACAUUCGGAGUGACACGGAUGUUCAGGCGCAGAUUCUAAACAUCACGGUAGCAGUACGGCAAAAAUCUGUUCUGAAGGACCGCCAGCUGGUUGAUGUAUUUUACAGUCCAGAGUUUCUGAAGGAACAGAUCUAUCUGAAGCGCGUUUUGCUUGCAAACCUGUCCACACUUCAGAUCUUGCCGUUUGAUGACAACCUGUGUCUGGGGGAGGUAUGCCCCUACUUUGAGCAGUGCCUCUCCGUGCAGUGGUUUGAGUCAGCCGCCCCCUUCAUCACCUCGGAGACCAUGCUGUUCCGGCCCAUCUACCCAAACAGCGGCUACAGAUGUGUCUGCCCGGCGGGAUUCACCAGAUUUGACACUUACAAGUAUUGUGACAUUGAGGUGAACCUCUGCUACUCCAACCCGUGCAACAAUUCUGCCACAUGUCACAGUAAAGAAGGCGGAUACUCGUGCGAAUGCAAGCAGGGAUUUACUGGGAAGCACUGCGAAAUUGACACCACCGCCAAGUAUGAGAACACGGCCUGCCCGAGCGAUGCAUGCCCUGCCCCAUCCCAUUGCGUGCCCCUGAUUGAAGGGGGGUACCGGUGUGAGGGCUGUCCCAACAGUAACCAUGCCAACCAGUUCUGUCAGCUAAACACCAGGAGCUUCCAGAGAGGGUCAUUUCUGACAUAUCCGACCAUGAAGUCUCGCAACAGGUUUCAGAUAAAACUGAGAUUCGCAACACAAGAGCGCAAUGGACUGCUUUUCUACAAUGGCCGCUUCAACGAACUUCACGACUUUAUAGCUCUGGAGAUUAUAGACUCUCAGAUCCAGUUUUCGUUCUCCACUGGGGCAGAGAUUGUGAAAGUGUUGCCGUAUGUCAUGGGCGGGGUAAACGAUGGAAAGUGGCACCAGGUCAUUGUGGAUUACGGGAACACAACUGCCACAGUGACUGUGGGGGAGAACUGUGAGACGGAGAUAGCAGUAAUGUACGGGGCUGCCAUCAACUACACAUGUGCAGCCGUUGGGUCACAGACAUUUGCACCAGACUGUGCAAAGGAGGGCAACAUAUUCAACUGCCCGAAGCUUUUGGACCUAACGGGCCCGCUGCAGGUGGGUGGUCUCCCCUCCCUGCCCUCCAACUUCACCGUGCACAACAAGGACUACGUGGGCUGCAUGAGGGACUUCUACAUCGACAACCAGCUCCUAGACUUUAACAGAUUUGUGGAGAAUAUCGAAACUGUUGCCGGGUGUGCUGCGAAAGAAGACUUUUGCAAGAGCGGGCCAUGUCAGCAUGGGGGUACAUGUAUCGAAGGGUGGGACAGCUACCAUUGUCAAUGUCCUAGCAUGUGGGCUGGCAAGGACUGCAGUCAGUCUAUUGAGGCAGCUCGCAGGCUGACCGGUGGUGGGUUCCUGACGUACCAGACAGAGCUGAUACCCAAUGUCUACCUCACCUGGUUCAACGGGAUAUCUUUCAGGACGAGAGCAGAAAAUGGCACACUACUGUUUCUACAAUCACAAGACCGUGAAAAAGUGCACAUAGAGAUCAAGAAAGGCUUCAUUGAGUACACCUAUGUGAACACAAUCUCCCAGACAUUCAGAUUUGAUUCCGUUGCCGUGAACGACGGAGAGUGGCACUAUUUUGAGACACGCUGGCUGGAGAAUGGGAGCAUGGUCAUGCUGUUGAACUACGGGCAAAGAGAGAAAACUGUGAAGCUGCAGAGCACCCUGAUAGGCAAGAAAAUAACCAGUGUGUAUGCGGGGGCCAUACGUCUAGAGAACUCACAGACCGGGAACCACUUCACCGGUUGUAUACAGAAUGUGCGGGUGGGGAACACCCAGAACUCUGUGCUGACGACAGUCAAUGCGUCAAAUGCCCUACAAGGCUGCAGUUCCGGGGAUGCCUGCACUGCUAGUCCCUGUAGCCCAUCUGCUCAGUGUGUGAACACAUGGCAAGGCUACACUUGCCAGUGUCCACCAGGAACUUUGGGCCCGGAGUGUAAAAGCAUUUGUUCCAACUACAAUCCCUGCAAGAACAUGGCAACAUGCCGUCACCCUGCUGGAGGUAGCUACGUGUGCGAGUGUGGACAGCUGCAGAGCGGGAAGUACUGUGAGACAGUUGUGCGCGAAUGCCCCAAGGAGUGGUGGGGGUUCCCCGUGUGUGGACCGUGUCCAGACAACUGCACCGCAGACAACGGCUUCAAUCCAAACUGCAACAAACAGACCGGGGAGUGUUCUUGCAAGAGCAAUUACUACCGCCCCCCUGGCAGCCCAAUAUGUCUACCGUGCAACUGCUAUGGUCACGGCUCGGUGGGCCUGGCGUGUCAUGCAGUCACGGGUCAAUGCACAUGUAUCGACGGAGUCAUUGGACACAGGUGUGACACGUGUCCCAGCAAGUAUGCAGAGAUCAGACAGGACGAGGAAACACAGAAAUAUGGAUGCAUGGUUGACUAUGAGGCAUGCCCGCGCAUCUUCUCCCACGGUAUGUGGUGGGACACCGAGGUAGCCAAUGUGGCAGUCCCCCAUGAGUGUCCCAACAGGGCCGUGGGGCAGGCGGUACGUAACUGCUCCCAGGACGGGCUCUGGCAGGAUCCAGACUUCUUCAACUGUACAAACCUGCAGUUCCUAGACCACCAGAGACAGAUUGAAAAGAUUGAAACAGGAGCUUUGGAGAUCAACACGUUUGUUGCGAGGACCCUGCUAAAGUCCCUCGGCAAUUCUACCACCACAACUGAUACCAUGUUUGGCAAUGACAUUAACAUCACUCUUCGAAUUCUUAAUCGUGUCUUGGAUUAUGAAAACAAACAGUCAGGACUUAACCUUACCAGCGAAAGAGAUAGCCAUUAUUUAUAUAACCUGCUGAGUGUGCUGAGUGACGUGCUGCAGUCCAGAUACUCCAAGGAGUGGGAGAGACUGAGUCAGAACGGGCAGGGCACAGGGGAGGUAAUCCUGAAGAUGGAGCUCUACCUGGGAACACUGUUGUCUGCCCUUGAGCUCACCUCCAAGGAGUCCCCCACCCCAUACAAUGUCAUCACAGAGAACAUUGUACUCAGUGUUGACUACAUUAGCAAGACCAACUUCUCUGGGAAGACUAUUCCCAAGUUCAACAACAUUGUCCGUGCACCAAUGUUUGAUGAGGACACAAACAUCUUUCUGCCCAAGUCAUUGCUGUCUGACCAGGUCAUGAGAGAUUUUCUGCAGCCAGAAAUCAACAUAGCUCCUAAGGCAUUCGUUGGGUACAUUCUUUACAAAGAUCUAGGGGAUCUGUUGCCAAAACAGUUUGCUUCAAAUGUCAAGGUUUUGGAUGGCCGGCCACUCUCCAUAAACAGUCCUGUGUUCACAGUCAUUGUUCGGGAAAAUGGGAAGAAUGUGACGGUAAAACCCAGCGAUCCAGUGGUCAUCACGUUCAGACAGCUGAUGUCUGCAAAUAGGACCAGACCACAGUGUGCUGCAUGGUUGUACAAACCAGACGGUACUGGAGAGUGGGCUACAGAUGGCUGUUCUGUGCAGGAACGAUACACGAUGGAGGACACCGUGUUUGUGAAGUGUGCCUGCGACCACAUGACCAGCUAUGCUGUCAUUAUGGAUGUUUCUGAACAUGAGUAUGUCCCGUCAGAGCCUAUCACUGUGCAGAUAGUCACGUACAUCGGGCUGGUGAUCUGCAUGGGCUGCCUUGCCCUCACCUUCCUCGUCCUGUUCAUACCCAAGAGGGUCCAGUGUAACGCCAACAGUAUCCACAUCAACCUCAUGUUUGUCAUGUUUGUCUGUCAGCUGGCCUUCCUCAUUGGCAUCAACAGGACGGACAGUGGGUUGUUUUGCCGCCUGGUUGGUAUUGCCCUGCACUACUUCUACAUGACUGGCUUCACGUGGCUCUUCGUGGACAUCCUGCACCUGUAUCGCAUGCUCACCGAGAUACGCAACAUCGACUCGGGCUCCAUGAAGUUCUACUACCUUCUCGCCUAUGUUAUACCUGGAAUCAUUGUCAGUCUUGCUGUCGGCCUUAACACUGAGGGAUAUGGCACUGGCAACUUCUGCUGGUUAUCCAUGAAGGACAAGUUCAUAUGGAGUUUUGCUGGCCCGGUCACUGUGUCCAUCAUAGUGUCUGUGUUCAUAUUCGCCCUCGCCAUGAAGGCCUCUUGCAGGGAGAAGGUCACAGUGGCUGACAUAGCUCCGUACAGGGUGGGCAUGUUGGCCAACAUCCUGCUGCUGUUGCUAUGGGGCGUGAUCUGGGUCACGGGCCUCCUGUCUGUCAACUACGACCACAUGGCCCUCCACUUUGUCUUCGCACUGUUCUGUCUGGCACUCGGAGUGUUCACCUUCAUCAUGUACAUCGUCGUCAACUACAAGGUUCGACAUGAACUGAAGAAGGCCUGGUACAAAUGUCGUGGUCACAAGCUAGAUCUGGAUGACAACAUUGGAGGGACCAGGAGCUCUGUAUACAGCCGGUCAGCUCUGGCGUACCGUAACGACACCUGUGAGGGGGGCACCCUGAACCGUAUCAAUGUGGGCAUCUCCACCAACUCCACGACGAGUCGGUCGACCAGCAAGUCCAGCGGGGGUCUGUACAAGGGCGAGGACUACCUGCGCAGUACCAGCACCUCCACGUCAGGCAACGCGCCAGCCACCAAGUACCCCAAGGGCGGACCCAUUCCUGGAUACGGAUACGACUUUGAGAACCCUGAUGGGCUGGAUCCUGACUCGAUGCAGAUUCCCUCCAAGCGAGAAGGCAAUGACUCGGACUCUGAGAGUGAGAUGUCGGAAAGAAUGAGCCUCGACUUGGCCUCCAGUCACUCCUCUGACGACGACGAUGAUAUCGACGUGCAGCUCAGCUGGGAGAACCAGUUACCAAAGAAUAAAAAAAUAGACUGCCAAGAAUUACUUUAUUAUAUGAGUCGACUGGUUCCAAAAGAAGAAGCACGGGAACAGAUACGAAAGCAGAAGGAAGAGAUGCUACAACAGCAACAGCAGAAACAACAACAACAACCUCCUCCCGUCAUACCCACAUCUACACAUCAGUAUCACAAUCCAUUCGAGCAUCAUUUGUAUUCAGGCUCCCCAUCGCCCCAGUUUCCCCCACGUUUGCCCGGGCCUGUUCAGUGGCCAGGGGACCCCCAGCUGUCGGGCUACACGGGCAGUGAGUCCGAGUACCACAGCUCUGACCAGCCCACCACCCUGUCCAGUAACCAGCCUGACGUGACUCUGCAGACGCCCGAGUACAAAGGUCGUGAAUUUAAAAUAGCAACAGCAAGGCACGUGGAGACUUUACAAAGUGAGGCAUUAAGCAGUGGUGGAGGGCCUAGCGCCCGGUCCCCACUGGGCUCCCCUCAAACUAAGCACACACCUCAGGUGGCACCUGGCAGCCCCAUCUCUGCGCUAGGCAGUCCCUUUAUGGGGCCUCUCGAUGAAGGUCGGGAAAAGGUCAAAGUUUUAACACAUCGGGGCAGCGUUUCCUCAGAUUCUGAAUGGAGUCAUGAAACUUGUGUUUGACCUUUGACCUUGGCAACGGGUUUCUUUGACAGCAAAAGCUAGUUACCUACCCUUGGAGAUUGGGUUAUUAACAAACUCUGCUGUGAACAACAAAGCAACAGAAGUGCUUAACUGAUCUCAUUCAUUAGAUACAUACAAAGUAGCGACACAAACUCAAGUGCCAUCAAUUCUUGAAACAACUGAUAUGUUGCUGAUGUUCGUUUAUUCGAGCCUAAAUUGAAGAACGCCGUCUGCAUUAAAAUAAAAGCAGCUGCAUAAUAAUUGAGUGACACAUUUUGUGUACAUUUCUGGCAUCAUUCUGUGAAUGUCAUUUACAGGGAAUUAAGUGUAUUUUCACCACAUAUACAGCGUAUGUGUAUAUAAACCAUAAAGAGUUACCUAGGAUAAUGUAUGAAGUAUAAUAUGUUAUUUUAUAAUUACGUCAAACCUACCUGGUAAUAAGAACUUGCACAAAAUAUUCGUCUUCUAUUUCACUGACCAGUAUGGGCAAAGACUUCAAUAAAUAUGGAGAAAACCCACAAUUGUCUAAUUGGUAUGCAUGUGUGCUUAAAAUAUACACUCAAUUAUACAAUUAUAGACGACACUAAUUUAAAGGCUGGCAUUGAUGCUUUUUACUAACAGAACUUACGACCAUAAGGACAGAGUGCAACGGUUUUAUCACAUAACAUUUGGAGCACCAUCUCAAAGCUUUAUGGUCAAGACACAUUCUGUCUUUCACCAAUUUAAGCAUGUACCCAAUUGUAAGUCGCUCUGUCCAAUUUCCAAACAUUAGUAUUUGCUGAUUGCCUAAAACAUGUAUUUUUUUACAUAAUUGAAAGCUUUUAGGGUUUGGUAUGCCUUCAUGUGUGGUGAGAUUUAACAGUUAGACAAUGUCAGAUCUACUGUUAUUUAUCAGAUAUUGAUAUAGUUCUUAAAUCCAUGCAUAUUGUGCCUGUGCCAUAGUAAAACAUUACAUGUAUUUCAUUUAUGAUGUGUUCACAGUAAGAUUGGUUUUAAAUUCUCACAAAAUUUCUUUACAGUUUAUGAUUGACCAAAAUCUUAACCAUAUAGUGGUUUUGGAACUAAAUUCAGUAUGUGUUGUGUUUGGUCAAUUAAGUUUUGUAUGUGAUUUUCUAAUGUGUGUACAUUAGUAUAUAAAGUGUAAAUGUAAAUAUAGUUUGUAUAUUAAGCUGAACAUGUUGUUCUUGUAAAUUCGUACAUAUUUAUUAAUUCCAAAAAGUAUUGCUUAUUUGUGUUAUUUUGUGAGCUAAUUAUUCAUGUAAAAAAUAAUUAUUUUAAAAUGUUUUUAUAUGAAAAUCAUGACAAAGAAAUAAAUGAGUGAAAGUA
Messenger RNA from Dreissena polymorpha, 10981 nucleotides. RefSeq names its product cadherin EGF LAG seven-pass G-type receptor 1-like. The transcript has 34 exons. Bases 398 to 9655 code for a protein of 3085 amino acids. Gene Ontology annotation, cellular component: plasma membrane. The record is from RefSeq and is a predicted model, not a curated record. Gene Ontology annotation, molecular function: calcium ion binding; G protein-coupled receptor activity. NCBI's taxonomy places the organism in Eukaryota, Metazoa, Mollusca, Bivalvia, Myida, Dreissenidae. Gene Ontology annotation, biological process: cell surface receptor signaling pathway; G protein-coupled receptor signaling pathway; homophilic cell-cell adhesion.